Molecule: messenger RNA, 987 nt
Organism: Drosophila elegans
Lineage: Eukaryota; Metazoa; Arthropoda; Insecta; Diptera; Drosophilidae
Product: thioredoxin-2
Exons: 2
Coding region: 90-584 (164 amino acids)
Molecular function (GO): protein-disulfide reductase activity
Source: RefSeq, a predicted model, not a curated record
AAGCAGGCUUUUUUAUGUGCCAGAUUUCAUUUUGCCUUAACUUUGCCAAGUCAGUCUAUCAUUUCGGCCGCCCAAUUCGAUCUUAAAUCAUGGUGUAUCUGGUGAGGAAUAAGCAAGAUCUCGACAAGCAGCUGGCUUUGGCCAAGGACAAGCUGGUGGUGAUCGAUUUCUAUGCCAACUGGUGUGGACCGUGCAAAAAUAUAGCCCCCAAAUUGGAGGAAUUGGCGCAGCAAUAUUCGGACCGUGCGGUGGUGCUCAAGGUGGAUGUAGAUGACAACGAGGAGAUUUCGGUGGACUAUAAUGUGACCGGCAUGCCAACGUUUGUGUUCAUCAAAGGCGGCGAAGUCCUGGAGCUUUUCGUCGGCGGAAAUCCUGAUAAACUGGUCAAAUCCAUGGAGAAAUAUGUUAGCGAUGUGGAUGCCACGGAGCAGCGUCGCACAACUAGUCACCUGGAAUCCGAGGAAAUGUGCAGCGCCGCUCCAAGUGUCUCCUCCAGUGGCACCGUCAACGAAGAUGUCAUGUGCGAACUAUCGGAACACGAUCAAGAGGCUACGGAGGCCAUGGAGGCCAUGGUAGAUCAGUAACACCCGGGUCUAUAACACUUAAAGAUACCCCCAAGCUCAUCUGGAAAUCUUGAAACCGCACCAAACUGUAGAUAAUUUCAAAUGUUUCAGGAUUAAAGCUAAACAGCCUUGACAUUAUAAUCAUCAAAACAGUAUAUCAAGACUCAAACCGUCAUUCUUCUAACCUCAUAAUGAAGAUACUCUAAUCAUAUUUAAUACAACACAAGACGGUGAUCUUAUCUCGAAGUCGAAAUACUCUAUAUGCUAUCUCAAUCACAAAACGCUGGAUACCAAGGAAUAAUCUAUACCACUAAACUUUGGAUAUCUACAAUUUUGAAACCGAAAUAUUGUGCGCGCUAGCUCAGCAAUUAAAAAAAAUAUGAACAAUCGAUUUCGGUUCAAUAAAACAUACACAUACAAAUUA